GAGAGAAGGGGAUGCGCCGCCGCUGCGGCGACGCUGCCAAACGCCCGAAGGAAGCGCGGAAAUGUCGUCGUGUCAGCUCGAGUCGCUGGAGAAGUCUCUGGAGUCCCACCUGCCGCAGGGUGAACUCGCCGAGGUGCGACGCAUCCUAUUCGGAAAGGAAACGAAGACGUUGGACCUCCCGGCGUGUGCCGUGGACGCUGCCUCCGAACAUGACUUUGAGCUGAAGGGUUACAGGUUUGAGGCUGCACAGGAACAGCUGAGGCCGCCCAGGAGGGUCCGGGUGGGACUCAUACAGCACCGCAUUGUUCUGCCCACCGACGCCCCCAUCCACGACCAGAUCACUGCCAUGCAUAGCCGGGUUGGUGAACUGGUCGAGGUAGCAGCCAUGUGCGGCGUAAACAUCGUCUGCUUUCAGGAGACCUGGACCAUGCCUUUUGCUUUCUGCACCCGAGAGAAAGAACCAUGGACGGAGUUUGCAGAGUCUGCUGAAGAGGGGAACACCACACGCCUCUGCCAAGAGCUGGCCAGAAAAUACAACAUGGUAGUUGUUUCCCCAAUUCUGGAGCGAGAAGAGCUGCACGACACUCUGUGGAACACAGCAGUGGUUAUCUCCAACUCUGGAAACGUGCUGGGAAAGAGCAGGAAGAACCAUAUUCCCCGGAUCGGAGACUUCAAUGAGUCUACAUAUUAUAUGGAGGGCGACACUGGCCACACAGUGUUCCAGACACAGUUUGGGAAGAUAGCUGUGAAUAUCUGCUACGGGCGCCAUCACCCUCUCAACUGGUUCAUGUACAGUAUGAAUGGAGCUGAGAUCAUCUUCAACCCCUCAGCUACUGUCGGAGCCCUCAGUGAGCCCAUGUGGCCUAUAGAGGCCAGGAAUGCAGCAAUAGCGAACCACUGUUUCACUUGUGCGAUCAACCGUGUUGGGACGGAGCAUUUCAAAAGUGAAUUCACAUCCGGUGAUGGAAAGAAAGCUCACCAUGACUUUGGACACUUCUACGGAUCCAGUUAUGUGGCUGCUCCUGAUGGCAGCCGCACCCCGGGGCUCUCUAGAACCCGUGACGGACUACUAGUGGUAGAAAUAGAUCUCAACCUGAACAGACAAAUCAGUGACAAAUGGAGUUUUAAGAUGACUGGGAGGUAUGCUGAGUAUGUGGAGGAACUUGCCAAGGCUGUUAGACAUGACUUUAAACCCAACAUAGUUAAGGAGUAGAAGACAUUCCACAAAUGUGCUCUACAUUUACUGUAUUUCAGUAUGAUACCCACUAAGUUCAGUUAUGUUUUCAUAACUCACAUUCACAGUUUGUGUUUAUCGUUCUGUCAUACCAAAAAUCUGUCAAGAUUUUCUGUCAUACCAAAAUCUUGUCAGCGUUUAAAUUCAUAGAAACUAAAUUCAAAAUCACAACCAGGGCCCUGUUCUUCAUUUGAGGAUAACAGAGUUAGCUUGAUUUCAUUGUUGAUCAUUUGAGAGACCAGAAUUCUUUAGCUCUGUGCAACUGGCUUACAAUUUAUCUCAAGUUGUUGUCAGAGCAUUAAGUUCAUAAAGUGAGACCACGUAAAUUCUGCUGAACAGUGGCUGUUCAGCAGAAUUUACAACUACAAUUACGGGAUCAUGCUAAAUGCUAAGACUAUUUGUAACAAUAGCACAAUAGUCACAAAGUCAGUGAAGUGACUUAGUAAUGUCAGUUACACAGCUAAGCUAGUUAGCUCUGUUGCAUGUAUUAGGGUGGAGGGGGGGUUAAUUCCUCACUUUACAAAUUUACUAAGGGAUACUAUGAGCACAAGAGAUAAGGAAAAAAGUUCUGUUAUCUGACCAAUGAAAACACACCAUUUUAUUAUGAGUUUGAUAGGGAU
This is a messenger RNA of Xiphias gladius (swordfish), 1854 nucleotides long. It is a transcript of the gene upb1, whose product is annotated as ureidopropionase, beta. The record is from RefSeq and is a predicted model, not a curated record. The transcript has 10 exons. Gene Ontology annotation, molecular function: beta-ureidopropionase activity. NCBI's taxonomy places the organism in Eukaryota, Metazoa, Chordata, Actinopteri, Istiophoriformes, Xiphiidae. Bases 62 to 1213 code for a protein of 383 amino acids.